AUGGUUUUUUCCUCCAGCUUCGCAGCAGCUGCAGCUGCAACGCUCCUUACUCUCGCUACAGCCAACACGGGCAUCACCGUCUUAGAUCCCGUGUCGAGAUACGACUGCCCGUUUUCCCCAGACUACAGUUUCGACUCGCCUGUCAAUAUGACCGAGUACACAGACAUCACCCCCAAAAAGAACUUUACUCUUUACUACGAAUCCAACACCAGCACUGCCGCCGCAGAAGUCUCUCUCGGCAUGAAACACCCCUCUGUCCUUCUCGAAGAUAUUCCCGACAUCAGCCGAGUAGCAUGCACACACUGGACUGUAGCGAUCACAUUCAACAGCAGAAACACCUACAAGAAGAGUGUUUCUACCUGGCCAUCCUCCUCUUUCGUCAUCUUCACCAACAACCUCGGCAAUUGCGACGCACCCUACGAACGCGGGCUCUACUACGUCAGUGGCCUCACAUUCAAUAGCUCAACCAACACGAUCAUCGCAUCGACCACGCCCACAUCUUUCGAGUCCUGCACGGAGACUAUGGAUAUCUCCUUUUUGACUCCCGCCACAUUGGCCGGCGCAGAAGCAGAAGCAGCAGUAUCCAAACGAGACAUCGCGGCGUCAUUCAGCAGCGACUUCCCGUCCGAGAUCACGCUCGUCAACGACCCCGGAGUCCUCAUCACCGCCUCGGACACCAGGCUCUCGGGCUCCUUCAACCUCAGCGGCCGCGUCUCCUACGACUUCUGGAGGUUCAAGUUCACCACCUUCUACCUGGAGCUCGAGGUCUACGCCGAGGGCGGGACCACCAUCGACGCCAACGCCACCAUCCCGCGCGUCGCCUCGGAGUGGGACUUCCAGGCCGCCGAUGUGUCCGUCUCGGCCUUCGAGAUCGCUGGCAUCUUGAGCAUGGGCCCGAAGAUCGGCUUCGGGCUCGGCGUCGACGCCUCGGCCGCGGGCAGCGUCGCCAUGUCCGCCGAGCUGGGUGCCAGUCUCGAGGGCGGAUUGGUGCAUCUCGAUCUCCUCGACAGCAAAGAAUCGUACACCGAGGGCUGGACACCCGUCUACAGCUACGACGUGGACAUCUCCGGCGCCGUCCAGGCUGAGGUGAGCCCUUACCUGGCCCUGACGGCGGGCUUCGGCGCCAGCUUCCUCAGCGGGCUCGUUGAGCUCGACGCGGGGUUGAUGGUCAAGUCUCAGAUAGUGAACGUGUUCAACGUCACGCUCGCGCUGCAGGCGGGUGGUGCUGGUGGUAGCAACGUCACGGUUCCGGUGUGGGGAAAUAGCACGGCGUGUCGCAACAGCUUGGGCUUGUCUCUCUCAAGCGACUUUGUAGUGGACAUCUCGGCUGGGGCAAUUGAAGCUCGAUCAAGUGAUGCAGCUGCUUGA
Molecule: messenger RNA, 1368 nt
Organism: Drepanopeziza brunnea f. sp. 'multigermtubi' MB_m1
Lineage: Eukaryota; Fungi; Ascomycota; Leotiomycetes; Helotiales; Drepanopezizaceae
Source: RefSeq, a predicted model, not a curated record